AUGACUACCCGAUCGUCGGUCGCUCGGGGAUCGCCAGCGAACCCACACCGAACCGACACCGAGUCCAUUGUUCCUCCCGCCACUAUCUACGACGGAAGUAGCAGCCCGGAGAACAAUUCUCAGGACCGGACUUCCCAACUUAGCGAGCACCUCGCUGAGGUCGAACGCCUCGAAACCCUUCAUGCGUUGCUUACCCGAAAGAAGGAACUCGAGGAAGCAAUCGGCCAAAUAACCGAGAAAUCGUUGUCGGAUCGCCAUCGACGCUCUUCCUCUACAUCAUCUGAUCGAGGACGAGCUUCCGGAGAAAUCAAAAUCGAAGUUGCAAUUUUUAAAGCACACUACAGUAUACAACAACGCCAAACCUGGCUCAAUGACCUCCAAGACAUGUUCGCAGGCGCACCCCGCAAAUAUGGAUCGGACGAGAGAAAGAUCCUUGGUGCCACCAACUGCAUGAGUUCUGACUGUCGCGAAAGAUGGCGACACUAUGUCGAAGAGAAGGCGGAGCCCCAGCGAACCGCUUACAAAACGACAUGGGAACUAUUCGAGAAAUGGACUCUUACGUUACUACACAAUUCGGCCACACUACAAGCCGACAUCGCUACCUCUUUACAAGAGGCCCGGCAAGGUCCGAAUCAAAGUCCAAGCGAUUUUAAUUCCUACCUCCUCUCGCUCGAAAGACAUUUCGAAGCACCGUCGGAGGAUCAACGGGCACUUAACUUCUUCACUAAGUUACAGCUUCGCCUCCGAUCACGUAUCCAGAAUGCUAUGCUUCAUUUGCCUAAAAAUCGGGACGAGAUGGUAUCGACAGCGAUGCACUAUUGGAACCUCAUUCAAACGGAGUCGGGAACAAAGGACUACCCUCCCCGCUCAACAAACAAAAGACAUCACUCCCCUGACCAACAGGGAUAUCGAAAACGGACUAACUUCAACGGGCCAUCCUCCAACUUUGGUCGGGGCCGAGGAUGGAACCGUGGAAGCUUCCGAGGACGAGGUGGUGACCGAAACCCAAACACUAAACCAUAUUCAAACCGGCGUGAAUUCGGCGCAAAGCCGCAUGAUCGCCAGCGAAACGAUAAUACAACUCCACAAAAACCAUACAGCUGUUUCACCUGCGGGUCAACAGACCACUGGAAGGACCAGUGCCCCCAAAAUUCGACUAAGGUUCAGUCGGCACCAGCGCAUUCGGGAAAAGCCAGAGGCGGAGCCGAGGUUGACAUCGUCAGUCAUCAAUUUGCUCAGCAAUACGGACUCCGUCGCGCACCACUCACCGGCGUCAUUAUCUCAGCUAUCAAUCGAAGGUCAACACCUACUUAUGGGGUGUGGAUAGUCCCUAUCACGGCGACCGACUCGCGGGGGACUACUCGCACCUUCGAAAGGCGUUGUCUAGCUAUCGAUCGAGACCCUCGCCUCGAAGGAAGCCCGGUUCUCCUAUCUAUGACAACGGUGCGAGAUGAACACGUCGACUUUUCGCCACAUAAACGCCAGUGGUGGUAUGUCGCACCGUCAUACUCGAUAGCCACCCCAUAUCAAUUUGUAAAGGAAUGCCGGAACCACGCGUACGUGUAUGCGGUGGUAAAGCUUCCUGAGGAAGUGUGGCUUCCAGGAGACAACCAAGAAUACCCCGCCUCACGUGAGGAGGGUCUCCCUAGCGAAUUACUAGCGUACCGCGACGUAUUCGCUCCCGAAAAUGCCAAGACCCUACCACCUCAGAAAGCAACAGACCAUACUAUCGAGCUAAAAGACGGCGAAACGCCGCCGUAUGGCCCAAUUUACCCUCUCUCUCAGACAGAACUUCGAGAGCUUCGGUCCUACCUAGAUGAAAACCUUGACAAUGGUCGGAUCCGACCCUCGAAAAGUCCAGCAGGGGCCCCUAUCCUAUUUGUUCCAAAGAAGGAUGGCAGUCUACGUCUCUGUGUAGACUAUCGGGGAUUAAAUAAGGUCUCAGUCAAAAACCGGUAUCCCCUUCCUCUCAUCUCGGAGAUCCUCGAUCGACUCGCUGGCGCGCAGUUCUUUAGCAAAAUUGAUAUACAAGAUGCGUACUAUCGGAUCAGGAUCCGUGAAGGAGAAGAGUGGAAAACAGCCUUUCGCACUCGCUAUGGCCAUUUCGAGUAUACAGUCAUGCCGUUUGGUCUUACGAAUGCACCAGCCACUUUUCAGAAUUAUAUUCACACGGCGUUAAGAGGGCUUCUCGAUGUCGUUUGUGUGGCGUAUCUCGAUGAUAUCCUGAUCUUCUCGCCGGACCGCGAGGCCCACACAGAGCAUAUUUGUCAAGUGCUACAGAGGUUACGACAGGCACAGCUAUACGCGAAACCUGCAAAAUGCACCUUCUACCAAGACCAGGUUGAAUUCCUAGGAUUCGUGGUGUCUAGGAAUGGCAUAUCAAUGGAUAGACAGCGCGUCGACGCUAUCGCUUCAUGGGAAAUCCCAAAAAGCUACCAUGAAAUCCAAGUAUUCCUAGGAUUCUGCAACUUUUAUCGACGAUUUAUCCAAGGGUAUAGCCUGAUUGCAUUACCUCUAACCUCCCUGCUUCGAGGAAGUAAGAAUGGCAAGAAGCCUGGUAAUGUCUUGCUCUCCGACGAAGAAACGCAAGCGUUUCACCGGCUUCUCAAUGCAUUCCAAGAAGCCCCAGUGCUCCAGCAUUUUGAUCCACAAAAACGGAUCCGUAUCGAAUCUGAUGCAUCAAACCUUGGGAUGGCUGGAAUCCUCUCGCAGCCAGACGCUAGCGGGACAUGGCACCCCGUAGCGUACUGGUCAAAGAAAUUUAUUGGCGCGGAGCUCCGUUAUGCGACGCCAGAUCAAGAGCUUUUCGCUAUCGUUUAUUCGUUUAAACAAUGGAGGCACUACCUAGAGGGUAGCAAGUAUCCCGUCGAGGUGCUUUCAGACCAUGCUAAUCUCCAGACAUUUAUGAAGCAGCCUAAGCUUAACGGCAGACAGGCAAGGUGGCUUAUGUUUUUAACUCCGUUCGAGUUCACUAUAAAGCAUCGCGCUGGGAAGACCAAUCCCGCGGAUGGCUUAUCAAGGAAACCAAAUGCCAGUCGGGUUGCGCCCGCAGCUGAACUUACGACCCCGAUCCAAGAGCGCUUCGCUAGCGAUCAGGGGGUGAAUGUACAGCAAAUUGCUGUCAAAGAAAUGAAUACCGGUCAGGAUGUGCCUGCAACCAAGGCCAGCCAGGAUGUGCCUACGACUGAGCUUAGCGAGCCCGGGACGCCGGAGCUUAGCAAGAAGAGAGAUAGCCGUCGAGCAUCUCUGCACCGUCGAGUGCUGAUACGCCGUCGAGCGUCUAUUAAGGGAGAGAAACGCCGUCGAGCUUCUCUGUACCAUCGAGUACCUCUGCGCUACCCAGCGUACCGCCGUCGUGCGUCCCGUGAAAAAGUCGUUAGUCACCGCUGCAUGGUUUUGCCCCUAGUCUUAGAAGAAGACGCCAUGACAGUUCGCACCGCUGAGGGAGAUCGUGCGAUCACCCAGCGGGAGGUUGAGCGCGCCUGUGUGGUUGAACAAGUCUACGGGCUAGACGCCACGACAGAAUUGAAGACCUUAAUUGGGCGAAUACAGGGUGAGGACCCUGAGGCAAGGCGUCGAAUCGUCGGAGUCUCAGAGGCAAGGCGUGGAAACGUCGGAGUCUCACAAGCCAAGCGUGGGACCACGGGUUGGUCAGUUCAGGAAUUGAACUCCACGACUGAUUUAAAGUCCCAGAUCGGACAGGAACAGGGCGGAGACCCAGAGACCCGCCGUCGUAUCACCGACGUUAAGCUAGAAAAGCGCGGGAACCAUGGAUGGCUAGUCGACCAUGAAGGCCUCCUUAGAUACCAAAAUAGGUUGUACAUCCCCAUAAGAAAUGGCCUACGUCAGAAACUGCUAAAUAUCUACCAUGAUGAUCCACUCGCAGGACAUUUCGGUCGAACUCGCACCACCGAGUUACUAAAACGCAAAUUCCAUUGGGUUAACUUGCAAAAGGACGUGGCCCAAUACGUCAAAGAAUGCGCAGUAUGCCAAGGGGCAGCCACACCAAGGCAUCGACCUUAUGGCGAACUACAGUCGCUACCGAUUCCCCAGCGACCCUUCAGCGAUCUAGCAAUGGACUUUAUCACCCACUUGCCACAGACAAUUUACAAGGACAACACCGUCGACGCGAUCUUAGUUAUCGUGGAUAGAUUUUCAAAAUACGCCGUCUUCCUACCCGUUUCAUCUACAAUUGAUGCUGUGCAACUAGCUGAAUUGUUUCACCAAGAAAUCGAACUCCGAUUUGGCCCGCCAAAUAGCAUAGUUUCAGACCGAGGAUCAGUCUUUACUAGCAAAUUCUGGUCUAAACUCUGCUACCAAAGCCAUGUCAAAUUGAGAUUUUCGACAGCGUUUCACCCGCAGACCGACGGCCAAACGGAAAGGAUGAACCAAGUACUCGAGAGCUACCUUCGAUGCUUCGUCAAUACGGAACAAACCAAUUGGCCAGUCCUCCUCCCUACAGCCCAAUUUGCCACCAAUAAUGCUAUAAACUCAACCACAGGGUUUACACCUUUCAAAGCACUUUACGGUUAUGACCCAAACUUCCAAUUGCGCGCCGAGGACGGCGCUUCCAGGGAGGAAGUCCCAGCAACUACAGCACGACUAGAAAAGUUGCAAAAGCUACGAGAAAGGCUUCAAGAAGCAUGGCGAAAAGCAAGCGAAUCGCAGGCGAAACACUACAAUAAACGCCACGAACCUAUACAGUUCCGAAGGGGACAAUUAGUUGCACUAUCAACCCGCAAUCUCCGAAUAAAGAACCCAUCAAGAAAACUUGCCCCAAACUUCAUUGGACCUUUCCGGAUCCUUGACAAAGUUGGAAAGCAGGCGUACCGGCUAGCAUUACCCGAGCAAUACUCUCGUCUACACAAUGUCUUCCCUGUCUCUUUACUCCAAGAAUGGCAUCAGCGAAACGAUAGUGAAACCCUACCUAUGCCAGAGCUAGAAGAUGAUGAUGAGUGGGAGGUUGAGGAGGUCCGGGGUGAAAAGAAGUUCCAGAAUGAACUACACUACUUGGUUAAAUGGAAAGGAUGGCCCUCCGAGUACAAUCAAUGGGUACCACUCUCGGACAUGGGGAAUGCUAGAGGUAUUAUCGCAAAGUUCCAGAAGCAAAAGAAAAGGUCGAAUUGA
Messenger RNA from Penicillium arizonense, 5127 nucleotides. RefSeq lists its product as uncharacterized. Lineage: Eukaryota; Fungi; Ascomycota; Eurotiomycetes; Eurotiales; Aspergillaceae. Gene Ontology annotation, molecular function: nucleic acid binding; zinc ion binding. Bases 1 to 5127 code for a protein of 1708 amino acids. The transcript is spliced from 2 exons. Gene Ontology annotation, biological process: DNA integration. The record is from RefSeq and is a predicted model, not a curated record.